AUGGGUCUAGGUGUCCUUGAUGACUCCCAUCUUGCUCAUGUGCCCGGCACAUGCCUCCUCAGCGAAAAGCGAAUCUUGUCUGCCUUGGAGGACGGCAGCGAGCCUCAUGACAAUCUCAAACAUGAUCCGAGCGGCAACAUUGUUCUUGUACCUCAUCCUUCUGAUGACCCCAACGACCCACUCAAUUGGCCAAGAUGGAAGAAGGAAAUGUUCACCGUUUCCAUCGUUAUCGGUUGCGGCUGCGUUGGUGCCGUUGGGCCUCUACUUAGCUCAGCAAUUGUACCUCUAGCUGCUGAGCUUGACGUGCCCAUUCAGAGAUUUACAUUGGGCUUCAAUGGUUCCAAUCUAAUUGCUCUAGCUGUUGGCAAUCUCUUCUGCAACUCGCUGGCAAUGACAAUUGGGAAGCGCCCUGUAUACCUCGUCACCGCCCUAGGCCUACUUCUUACGACAAUCUGGAGCGCAGUAGCCAAAGACUUUGUUUCGCUAUCAGUCUCUCGUGCGGUUCAGGGCUUUUGUAUUUCGCCCAUGGAGGCUCUAGUCCCUGCAUCGAUUGCCGACAUUUGGUUCGUUCACCAGAGAGGGUUCCGGAAUGCUGUUUUCAACUUCGGUGUCCUUGGUGGCAUCAAUCUCGCCUCGCCGAUUGCCGGGGUCAUCAUCGAUAAACACGGUUAUAAAACUUGCCUAUGGGGCAUGUCAGGCGCUUUUGGCCUGCAGUUGCUGUUGACGUUUUUCUUCAUGCCUGAAACAACGUAUAAGCGACACGUUAUUCCAGGUGUAUCAGAGAGCUCUCCGACAAAGGAUUUCCCGACGAAUGAGAAAACCGAUGCAUCUCGAGACGCCGGAGCUUCUAUCGAUGAUUACAUCCCCAGCCCUGAACGUCACUCGUUCAUGUACGAGCUUCGGCCCUGGAGCGGCUAUUACAACUCUUCCAACUUUUGGAACAGCGUCUUCGCACCUUUCAAGAUGCUUGGUUCUCCUUUGGUUAUCUGGGGCUCCUUCCAACUUACCAUCUGCAUGAGCUGGCUGGUUAUGAUCGCUAUCACACUGUCGCAAAUCUUCACUGGGCCUCCAUACAACUUUUCCGUCACUGCGGUGGGGUUAGCUAGCCUUUCGUCUUUUUUUGGAACUUUUAUCGCGACGGCCCUGGCUGGCAUUCUAGUGGACGGGUUAGUCAAGUUCAUGGCUACGAGAAAUCAGGGAAUUUACGAACCCGAGUUUCGCCUCCCGAUUCUUGCGCUUCUCACCACGCUCAGCGGAGCUGGCUUCUUUGGCUGGGGCCAGAGUCUUAAUAAUGUCGAACCUUGGCCUGUUCCGGUAAUUGUGUGCUUAGGCAUGAUCAAUCUCGGAAUCCAAUUUGGUAUCGUGGGUCUUGUGUCCUAUGUUAUCGAUUCCCACCGUCAUGAGGCUGUCGAAGCAUAUGCAAUGAUGAGCUUUGCCAAAAACAUCUUCGCCUUCGGCAUUACCUUUUACGUCAACAAUUGGAUUGCGGUUCAGGGGGUGAGGGACACGUUCUUUGUAAUCGGGGGAAUAACCAUCGCUAUCAGCAUGGCCACCGUUCCGAUGUACAUCUACGGAAAGAAGGCUCGCAGUUUUGCGUUCCGCCACGGGUUUCUCGCAUCAGUCUAG
Messenger RNA from Fusarium vanettenii 77-13-4, 1626 nucleotides. RefSeq lists its product as uncharacterized. The record is from RefSeq and is a predicted model, not a curated record. The transcript has 3 exons. Lineage: Eukaryota; Fungi; Ascomycota; Sordariomycetes; Hypocreales; Nectriaceae. Gene Ontology annotation, biological process: transmembrane transport. Bases 1 to 1626 code for a protein of 541 amino acids. Gene Ontology annotation, molecular function: transmembrane transporter activity.